AUGAGGAAGAUGAUGGAUUCCUUCCCAGAUGAUCUAUGGGCUAUUAUACUUGUUCUAUUACCUCUAAAAACCAUCACAGCUUCAAAAUUGGUUUGCAAGCAAUGGAAAUCAAUCGUCGAAUCUUCUUUUUUCCGCGAGCUUUUCAUUUCUCACCAUGAAAACUCGCAUUCUUCUCCAUGGUCGCUCAUGUGCAAGAACGAUCCGGUAGAAGUGCUGUCUCAUUAUGGAGGCGAGAUUUGGGGUCUUGGGCGAUCUCUUAACUCUUACAUUUACUCUUUCCUAACCAAGAAGUUCGUGAACCACCAGGAGAUAUACAAACAUGCCAAAGUUGUGGCUUACACUGAUGUUGGUUUGGUAUUGAUCCGUGUCGUGUCUCUCUUCGGUAACGUAUCCUACUUCGUGGCUAAUCCAGUUUCAGAAGAAUGCGUAGAAACCGAUCCUCCAUGGUUCGAGCCGAUGCAUUAUUUCUGGCCACUGGGAAUUGCUACACGAACUGAGAAAAACGGGGUCCUUUCAGGUUUCAAAGUUGUUCUGCUUUUUGAUGCAAUGGCAGUGCCAUGGAAAAAGAGCUUAAAGUUUCUGGUGUAUUCCUCUGAGACUGGCUUGUGGAGUCUCGAAACUGUUCAGGUUCCUGUCUUCUUUUGGAGACACGAUUAUCACAAUCCCAUUAGCUCCAAUGGGAGUCUCCACUGGCUCGCCCGAAACCACAACAAUGAUGAAGCUGUUGUAUCCAUCGAUUUCUACUCUGCUGGCACGGGUUCUGUUCUUGUUACGCCUUUCCCUGAUUUAGGAAAAUCUCCAAAAUUCAAUAGAGCUUGCACAACUUGUCAAGGGUUUCUCGUGUACAUGAACGUAGUCUCUGUAACCAAAGAUGAUGGGAGUGUAGAUGAUAGGUUUAGCGUAUGGAAGCUUAAGAGCCGGAAAUGGCAACUAGUAUCUGAAAUCGUCCGCGAGAAUGGUUUCAAUUAUAUUCCGUUUGCUAUAAACCCAAUUGACGGUAAGUCAGUCUACUUUUGGAGCACCUAUGGCAAUUGUUUGCUAUCAAUGAACUUACUCAAUGGAGAAUUUGUGUGUCUCAAUAAGUUCGAACGUGGUUGUAUUUCGAGUUCCAUUGAAUGCGCGAAAGUUAUGGCAUGCAUCAGAGGGCCAAUCUUUUCAUCGUUCGUUCUGCCACUAUGGGUGCAUCGGAUCCCGAACAAGUUGAGAGAAGUUUAG
This is a messenger RNA of Arabis nemorensis, 1215 nucleotides long. Lineage: Eukaryota; Viridiplantae; Streptophyta; Magnoliopsida; Brassicales; Brassicaceae. The record is from the annotation of a GenBank genome assembly.